GGUGCAGAGCGUGGUCGGAGAGAGUGGUUCCUCGCUGCGGAGAAACCGCACCAAGGCACCUGGACCAUGAGAAAGGACCACAACCGCGAAUCACGCCAGUUUUCCUCGGAAGUAAACGCGGACAUGAAUGGGAAAAAUCCUCAAAUCCCACCCGUCCCAAAGAAAGGAACAUGCCCACGUUGAGGAGCACUUUCCAAGGAACGCGUCAGUGCUGCUUUGUGCGAAGGAGCUGGUCUCCGUAGAUGAAUGGAUGAAAACCCUGGAGAACAACAACAACCGCCGUUAGGACACAGUUUGUCUCUUCACUCUUCGUUUGGCAGCCGCUCGUUGUUGUCCCAGCCGAAUUCCACUAUAACGGGAUGCUUUGGCGCUGCUCUGCUGCCAAGGGUUGAGAAAAACGACUGCGUGGAAUUAUGUGCGAAGUUCAGGACGUGAAGAAUGUGAAGAAGGUCUGCGUGGCACCGACCAUCAAGUCUUUCGAGCACUAUGACUUUUCCAGGGCUAAAAUCUGUUGCAGUCUGUCAUGGCUGCUGUCCAAAGCAUAUGGAGCAGACAGCAUCCCAACAGACAUGAAAGAGCCCUUCUACACGGACCAGUAUGAGCAGGAGCACCUCAAACCUCCUGUGGCCAGUCUUCUGCUGUCUGCUGAGCUUUACUGCCGGGCCGCCACUCUGAUCCUGAAGAGUGAUGAUGGUGGUGAACCUCUCGUGGGCCAUGAUGCAGUCAUCCAGGUUCUGGCCCAGCGAGGGCUCUAUGUCACUGACCAUGACAGACUUGUCACCGAGAGGGACCUUCGAAAGAGGCCUCUGCAAAUGAGCGCUCAUCUGGCAAUGAUCGACUCUUUGCUGAUGGCGUACACAGUCGACACUAUGGGUCUGGAGAAGGUGAUGGCUAGCCUUCAUCAGUAUUCAUCCUGCAACUCUGAGGAGGAAAUGCCAUACGAUACAGAGGAUGCAGCCACCACCUGGGUGAACAAGAUAAGCGAGUAUCUGAAAGACAUUGUUGCUGAUGAGGAAAAGAAAAAAAAGGAGACACAGAGUGCAGACGCUGCAGGAAGUCCUCGGUCUCCAACCAAGUGGUACAUGAAGCUUGUGCCUGCUCGCUACAGGAAGGAGCUGAGCAGCACCCAGGCGAUUCCCUGGAUCCCUCCAGUGGACAACCUGCUGAAGGACAGCGCAGAUGGCUCAGCACUUUGUGCUCUGCUGCACUUCUACUGCCCCCAGCUGCUGCCUCUCGAUGAUGUGUGUCUGAAGGAGAACAUGACGCUUGCGGAUCGUCUGUACAACGUGCAGCUCAUUCAGGACUUCUGCAGGGACAAUCUGGACGGCUGCUGCCAUUUCAGUCUGGAGGACAUGCUCUAUGCCUCGUCCACCCUCAAGAAUAACUAUUUGGCGUUCAUGGCUGAGCUGUUUUGGUGGUUUGAGGAGGUUAAGCCCUCUUUUGUGAAGCCAAGAAGUUUGGACCAUGAAGCCACAGAGCCCUCAUCCAUAUUGAAGAAUAUCCCAGCCAUUCCAAUUUCUAAAGCAACUAAGAGGAGCUUCAUGGAAAGACCCCCAAGUCCUGAAAGACCAAGUUUGCCGCUGAGACCUCAACCUCGAAAUUCAGGUGAAAUCAAGAAGUCAACGUCAAUGUCCUUUGUUGAGAGCAACAUUGGUACAUGGCCAAAAGAGAAAAGGCCCGGGCCGUAUGGAGUAUCCUUCGACAUUCCUUUCGACAAAGAUGAAAGCGCUCCUGCACCUCAUUCCGCCACACGUGGUAUGGUCAGGUCUGUCAGCACUGAUGACGGUUCUGGUUUCAAGGUGCACCAACUACCUUGUGGGAUGAAGCGGAACCUGUCCUUCCAGCCAGUGAAUGGCCAAGGUGUUGGCAUUGAGAAGGAGGGUUGCCCAGACAGCUUAGCGGGUAUGGAGCCUGACAGGCGGACCUACCCUAAUAGACCUAGCAGAGUCAAAGCAACCACUCCCUCUGUGGAAGAAGCCCUCCAGAUCAUUCACAGCCCAAGCAGGCCACCCGUGGAAGGUAUCAACAAUGGUUUCUUCUUACAUGGCCCGGACCUCGGCACUGGCAUUGCUAGCUUGGAACCAGUGUCCGAGUUAGACUCUAAAGGGAGCCUGACAGACACCACAGAGGUUGACACAGGUGUCCACAUUCAUACAGAAGACAUGCUGGAUGAGGAUUCCUCACUGAAAGACUGCUCUGUAAACAUGGACCUGGAUGUGGAUACACCCAGCCCUUGCCCAAGCAGUCUGAGCAAAUCCCCCUCCGCACUGAGGAUGACCAACUUUGCUGAGCAGAAGAUGAAAAAAGUCAUUCCAUCGGCAUCUGACUCAGGGCGGGAGAGCAGCAGCUCCCUAAAAACUACACCUGAGGGUUCAGAUUUAGGUCUGCCAUUAUCGGUUUCUUGGGCUCCGACACCUGAACACAGCCCCAUUCAUCAAAAAACCCCAACCGGUCCUAGUAAAGCGUCACCUGUCCAGCUUCCCCGCAAUGACCCCGCUCAGGUCAUGGCAACAGAGAUGGUUCAUCUGAGGAUGCGAUUGGAGGAGAAAAGGAAAGCCAUCGAAGCGCAAAAGAAGAAGGUGGAGGCGGCUUUUACCAGGCACCGGCAAAAGAUGGGUCACUCCGCCUUUCUUAAUGUGGUGAAAAGAAAAGGGGACGGAGCAGCCAGUGGAGGUGAUGAAGGAGGCAAAGUUGAUGGUGAAGGCAAGACUGCGAGUCCCAUCCUGAGGUGUGGCCGAAGCAGUGCGGACACCCCUGACGGGGCAGAGCAAAGCAAUACGAGCUCCUGUUGGCCAAAGUCGCCUGGUGGCGGUGAGGAGGGCGGGCAAGGCCAUGCCCAGCUCACUGAGGCAGAUCUCACUGAGUAUACCCGAUCCAUUGAUAAACUCAACCAUUCUUUAGCCUUCCUCCAGACCGAGAUGCAGCGGCUGGCUCAGCAGCAGGAAGUCAUCAUGGCCAUGAGGGAGCAGCAACAUCAGACGUGGGUCAUUCCUCCCUCUCACGCAAACCCCUCGCCGCAAAAAUACGGCCGAGGCGGUGCUGUCACCCGAUCAUCAGGACCCUCUUCCCCGGCAGACUCUCCUCGCCCGGCCGACCGCUCUCCAACCAGCAUCAAGCGUAAAUCCGCUUCCUUCCAUUCUCGCAACCCUCGCACCGUUCGCCCCACUGAACUCAAGUUGGCCCCCUACAACCGCGUCCUCACCGCCCCUCAGUCUGUAGAUAGCAUCCCCAGGCUGCGACGAUUUUCCCCCUGCCCCACCACAGCCUUUGUUUACAUGGGGGAGAAGCCAGCAGCUUCCAGUUCUGAGUCAGCCAACAAGCAGACGGAUUUGCUCCUCUCCCCAGACAAGGAGCUUAGUAGUGCAUCUCCUAAAGAGGAGCAAACACAGGAAGGCUCAAAUACUCAAAACCAGGAGCCAGAAACUCCCACCCACGGCAACACCAUUGAAGUGGAAACUGUAGGCGUAGAUAUUAACCCUGCACGGUCGUCACUCUCUGAAGUUCUGGCCCACCCAGUGGUUGAGACCUUCACGGUGGCCCCGACAGAGAUCCCCAUGCUGCCGGAAGUCAAGAGCAACUUAAUUGAGGUUUCUCUGUCGGUCGUGAAGCCGCUGGAAGACCUGCCACUUGAUGACAGCAUAGAGUUGGAGCUCGGAGGUGUGGAUGACAUGGAGGAUGAACAGAGGAUCUGUCGUGGCUUCUUCUUCAAGGAGGAUGGAAAGGCAGAGGACAACAUGGCUCAGAAGAGGGCGGCCCUGAUGGAGAAGAGAAUGAGGAGGGAGAAGGAAAGCCAGCAGAGGAAAAUGCAGCAGGAGGUGGAGCUAGAGCAAAAGAAGGAGGAGGCUCGGUUGAAAGCGGAGGAGGAGCGUAUCAGGAAGGAGGAAGAAAAGGCAAGGAAGGAGUUCAUCAAGCAGGAAUUUCUCAGGAGGAAGCAGCUGAAGCUGAUGGAGGACAUGGACACCGUCAUUAAGACUCGACCAGCAGGCAGCGCCAGACAGAGACGAGGUCGGCCCAAGUCAAACCAUCGGGACAGUCUUGACUCCCCAAAAACUCCCGUCCGAGCUGCCACAGUUUCCACCUUGUCCUUGGCAUCUCUCAACCUGGGGGACGGCGACAGUGUACACUCGGAGAAGAGAGCGCAAAGAAGUGCUAGUUUAGCCUCUGGCAGUCUCAUCUGCUUUCUGAGCUCUCCUAAACGGAGAAGGAGAAGGCCAGAUUCUGCAGAUGGCUUCCUGUCCCCGAGUCGUUCCAGUAGCAGGAAUGGAGAGAAGGACUGGGAGAAUGGAUCCACCACUUCUUCAGUUACGUCCAUCACGGAGUACACAGGACCCAAGCUCUACAAAGAGCCAAGUGCCAAAUCCAAUAAGCACAUAAUCCAGAACGCACUAGCCCACUGCUGCCUCGCCGGCAAGGUCAAUGAGGGGCAGAAGAACAAGAUCCUGGAGGAAAUGGAGAAAUCGGAGGCCAACAACUUCCUGGUUUUGUUCCGAGACGGCGGCUGCCAGUUCCGCUCCUUGUACACCUACUGCCCUGAGACCGAGGAGAUCAACAAACUGGCGGGCAUCGGCCCGAAGAGCAUCGCGCGCAAGAUGAUCGACGGCCUCUACAAGUACAACUCGGACAAGAAGCAGUUCAGCCUGAUACCGGCUAAGACCAUGUCGGCCAGCGUGGACGCCGUCACCAUCCACUGCCACCUGUGGCAAACCAAGAAGCCGCCCACCCCGAAAAAAGUAGUGCCUGCCCCCCAGUCCUGAUGGAGCCUGGACAUACCUCCAUGAUGAUUCCAACACCCGCAUUUUCCACUUCCUGCUCGAUGUACGCCACUGAUGAAGAAUGAUGUAAAUAUCUAAAAACCAUGUCGGAGUCUAGUUUAUGAAGGAAUGUGUGAGUACUGUUUUUAUCUCCUAUGUGCCAAACGUCAAAAAACGAGACCGUACGAAUGCGAGGACAUUUUACUCAACACCGAAUGUUUAUGAUUCAUGUACAGAUUCGUUUCGAUUUGCAAUUUUAGCGUGCGAGUGCCAUGAGGUGAUUGUAACUCGGCUGUUAUUGAUGAGUCAUCAUGUUUUGUAUAUUUAGGUACACAACUCUAAGGGCCAAAAAGAUUGCAUACAGCUAGCGUUCGCCACACACCGCUUGUGUGUUCAACUCUACAAAGUCAAACGGUUUCAGCUUUUCAGGACCCUGUCUUUGGAGGAAUGUGGGCCGUCACUCCAGAUAAAGAAAAACUUUUUUUUCUUAGAUUAUUAUUUAUAUUAAUAAGUGACGGACAGUCCAAAAGAUUUGGUGAUUUUGUUUUUUGCACUUAAAAGUUCUGAAUGAUGUCCAGUGUAAAAAUGGCCAAAGUGGGUCCCUGUGAAGACCCUUUUGACAAAUAGAAUGCAAGAACCCGGUCGGUUUUGAAGGGGUUAUUGUUACGUAUUGAAGCCAUACGUGACUUUGUUUUGAUUUGAUAUUUGACACGACCAACAUAGCUCGGCACAAAGGUUAGGCCAACUUUCUCAGAUAAUUGUGCAAGAUCCCUAUUGGUUUUUAGCAACCAUUGUAGGUUAGGUGAAGCCAUACGUGACUUGGUUUUUAUUUGAUAUUUGAUACGACCAACAUAGCUCAACACAAAGGUUAGGCCAACUUUCUCAGAUAAUUGUGCAAGAUCCCUAGUGGUUUUUAGCAACCAUUGUAGGUUAGGUGAAGCCAUACGUGACUUGUUUUUGAUUUGAUAUUUGACACGACCAACAUAGCUCAACACAAAGGUUAGGCCAACUUUCUCAGAUAAUUGUGCAAGAUCCCUAUUGGUUUUUAGCAACCAUUGUAGGUUAGGUGAAGCCAGACGUGACUUGGUUUUGAUUUGAUAUUUGACACGACCAACAUAGCUCAGCACAAAGGUUAGGCCAACUUUCUCAGAUAAUUGUGCAAGAUCCCUAUUGGUUUUUAGCAACCAUUGUAGGUUAGGUGAAGCCAUACGUGACUUGGUUUUGAUUUGAUAUUUGACACGACCAACAUAGCUCAACACAAAGGUUAGGCCAACUUUCUCAGAUAAUUGUGCAAGAUCCCUAUUGGUUUUUAGCAACCAUUGUAGGUUAGGUGAAGCCAUACGUGACUUGUUUUUGAUUUGAUAUUUGACACGACCAACAUAGCUCAGCACAAAGGUUAGGCCAACUUUCUCAGAUAAUUGUGCAAGAUCCCUAUUGGUUUUUAGCAACCAUUGUAGGUUAGUUGAAGCCAGACGUGACUUGGUUUUGAUUUGAUAUUUCACACGACCAACAUAGCUCAACACAAAGGUUAGGCCAACUUUCUCAGAUAAUUGUGCAAGAUCCCUAUUGGUUUUUAGCAACCAUUGUAGGUUAGGUCCAAUAUAGAUAUAGUACAUGUUUGUUUGUUGCUUAUUACAGGUCAAAAUGUACAGCGAAUUUUCUUAAAAAGUUCAAGUCUGGCUUUUUGUAUCAUACUCUAUUCGUUUUGAGGGGAUUAUUGUUCUGUUUUAAAAUGAUACAUACUUUGAUUUUGACUGAUAUUUGACACAAUAUGGCCAAUAUUGCUCAGCACAAAAUGUGAGCCAAAGUCCUGGGAUCAUUGUGUACACAAUAAGUGUCACGGCAAGAUCCCUAUUUGCUUUGAGAUGAUUUCAUCUUACAGCAAUAAUUGUGCGGAGGUUAAUAGCACUAUAACAGGUCAGAAUUCCAAGGUACUUUUCUUAAAACUUUUACGGUUUGUCUGUUUGUAUUAAAGUCCCAGCAGGCACAAGACGUUGAUACAAGGUUGAUUAUACGUACAUGUCCUUUAAAACAACGUUGUAAAAUAGUUGUAUUUGUCAAUUGAGACAACAGUGGUGUGUAGCGUUGGAUCCACGUUGUUGGUCAAAUCAACGUCACAACCUGACAUUGAAUAAACGUCAAAAAGUAUGUUGUUUCAAUGUUAUAUUUCUGUUGAAAAAUUACCAAAAUUCAAUGGUUAAAUCAACAUCAGAACCCAACGUUGAUUAAAUGUUGUCAAAAAGCAUGUUGUUUCAACGUUAGGUUUGAGUUGCUCAACGUCAGGACCGAAUUGAACAAGUUCUCAACGUUGUUUUAAUGUCUAAUGCCUGCUGGUGUAAGACCUCUAUAGGUUUUGAAGGGAUUAUUGUUCUGUUUCAGUUUCUGACUGAUAUUUGACACAAUAUGGUCAAUAUUGCUCAGCACAAAAACUGAGCCCAAUUUCUGGGAUCAUUGUGCAAGUAUCAUGGCAAGAUCCCUAUUGGUUUUGGACUAAAUUCAUCUAAUAGCAAUCAAUGUGUUGAGGUUGUUAGCACUCUUACAGGUCAAAAUUCCAAGAGACUUUUAGGUCUGUCUGUAUCAAAGUAAGAGCUAUAUUGGUUUUGAAGGGAUUCUUGUUCUGUUUCCAACCGAUACAUGCUUUGAUUUUGACUGAUAUUUGACACAAAAGUUGAGGCAAAUUUCUGCUAUCAUUGCACAGACAUUAAGUACCAUGGCAAGAUCCCUAUUGGUUUAGAACAAAUGUAAUACUUUUCCAAUCAAUGUGCUCAGGUUGUUAGCACCCUUACAAGUCAAAUAUUCCAAGAUACUCUUCUUAAAACAUUAGGUUUGUCUGUUUGCGUCAAAAAAGACCUCUAUUGGUUUUGAAGGGGUAAUUGUUCUGUUUCAAACCGAUAAGUAAUUUUAUUUUGACUGAUAUUUGACACAAGAUGGCCAAUAGAACAUACCACAAAGCUUAAGCCAACUUUCUGGGAUGAUUGGGCAUACUGUAUCAAGCCAAGAUCUCUAUUGAUUUUAGUAACCGUUGUCGCAUAGGUCAAAGAUAAAUACAACAUAUGUUUGUUGUUAGCACUCUUGCAGGCGUAAUAGCACUCUUACAGCUCCAAAUGUACACUUUAUUUCUUUAAAACGUUCACAUCUGGCUGUUUGUAUCAAAGAACUCUAUUGGUUUUGAAGGGAUUGUUGUUCUUUUUCAAUCCGAUACAUAUUUUGAUUUAAAAUGAUAUUGGACACCAGAUGGCCAAUAUAGUGUUAGUACAAAAAUGUAGCCACAUUUCUGGGAUGAUUGUGCAUAUAGUAAUAAGUAUCACGGCAAGAUCCCUAUUCGUUUUGAGCUGAUUUCAACUUGCAGCAAUCCGCGUGCUUAGGUCAAAGGUGGGUUUGUUGUUAGGAUAGGAUAGACUUUACUUUUCCCACAAAGGGGAAAUUAUGUGGUUGCAGUGCAGACGCAAAAUUCCACUAAAAUAAUAUACAAACACAUGAAAACAAGAAACAUUAAAGACCACAAAAUACUUUAAGAUAGCACAACGCUGACGCAACCAUCUGCCACUUCAGUGGUGCCAUUUCUACUUGCAAAUCCAAAAGUAAAACACAACAAAUAAAAGAUCAAUAAAUAAUACAAUUGUACUCCUACCAGUCACAUUUCUCUUUUUUUCAAAAACCAUCCAGUUUUGCUGUUUGUAUCAAAGUAAGAACUCUAUUGGCUAUUAUUGUUCUGUAUCAGACCAAAACUCUUACUGAUAUUUGACACAAAAUAGCUCAGCAACUUUCUCGGACAAUGGCUCAGAUCAAGGCAAGAUUUCUAUUGGUUUUGAACUGUAUUCAGUAUAUAGCAACCAAUCUAGUUUAGGUCAAAGAGAAAUGCAGUGUAUUACAUGAUUGUUGUUAGCAUUAUUACAGGUCAAAAUUCGAGGAAUAUUUAUUUGACUUAUCAAAGUAGGAACUCUAUUGGUUUUGACUGGCUUAUUGUUUCAAACAAUAAUUUGUAUUAAAGUAAGAACUCUAUUGGUUUUGAAGGGAUUACUGUUCUGUAUCAAACCAAAACUUACUGAUUUGUUACUGAUAUUUGACACAAAAUAGCUCAGCAACUUUCUCGGACAAUGGCUCAGAUCAAGGCAAGAUUUCUAUUGGUUUUGAAAUGCAUUCAGUAUACAGCAACCAAUCUAGUUUAGGUCAAAGAGAAAUGCAGUGUAUUACAUGAUUGUUGUUAGCAUUCUUACAGGUCAAUAUUCAAGGAAUAUUUAUUUGACUCUUAUCAAAGUAAGAACUCUAUUGGUUUUGACUGGCUUAUUGUUUCAAACAAUAAUUUGUACCAAAGUAAGAACUCUAUUGGUUUUGAAGGGAUUACUGUUCUGUAUCAAACCAAAACUUACUGAUUUCUAACUGAUAUUUGACACAAAAUAGCUCAGCAACUUUCUAGGACAAUGGCUCAGAUCAAGGCAAGAUUUCUAUUGGUUUUGAAAUGCAUUCAGUAUAUAGCAACCAAUCUAGUUUAGGUCAAAGAGAAAUGCAGUGUAUUACAUGAUUGUUGUUAGCAUUCUUACAGGUCAAUAUUCAAGGAAUAUUUAUUUGACUCUUAUCAAAGUAAGAACUCUAUUGGUUUUGACUGGCUUAUUGUUUCAAACAAUAAUUUGUACCAAAGUAAGAACUCUAUUGGUUUUGAAGGGAUUACUGUUCUGUAUCAAACCAAAACUUACUGAUUUGUAACUGAUAUUUGACACAAAAUAGCUCAGCAACUUUCUAGGACAAUGGCUCAGAUCAAGGCAAGAUUUAUAUUGGUUUUGAGCUUAAUUAAGUAUUUAGCAAACAAUCUAGUUUAGGUCAAAGAGAAAUACACUGUAUUACAUGGUUGUUGUUAGCAUUCUUACAGGUCAAAAUUCAAGGAAUAUUUAUUUGACUCUUAUCAAAGUAAGAACUCUAUUGAUUUUGACUGGCUUAUUGUUUCAAAAAAAUAAUUUGUAUCAAAGUAAGAACUCUAUUGGUUUUGAAGGGAUUACUGUUCUGUAUCAAACCAAAACUUACUGAUUUCUAACUGAUAUUUGACACAAAAUAGCUCAGUAACUUUCUCGGACAAUGGCUCAGAUCAAGGCAAGAUUUCUAUUGGUUUUGAACGGCAUUCAGUAUAUAGCAACCAAUCUAGUUUAGGUCGAAGAGAAAUGCAGUGUAUUACAUGAUUGUUGUUAGCAUUCUUACAGGUCAAAAUUCGAGGAAUAUUUAUUUGACUCUUUCAAAGUAAGAACUCUAUUGGUUUUGACUGGCUUAUUGUUUCAAACACAUCAUUUUGACACAAGUUGGCCAAUACAGCACAACGAUUCUGGGAUGAUUGCUCAUUUGCUCAAAUCAAGGUUAGAUUUCUAAUGGUUUUGAAUGAUAUCAAACUUUUAGCAACCAACGUAGUUUCGGUCCAAGAUAAAUAGUGUGCAAGUCAGCGUACAUUAGCACUUCUUCAUAUCCAAACUCACUGUUGAUUUGAAAGGUCUGCAUGUGUCAAUAUUUUUCUUUGGAAAGUGUGUAACAGAGCAAGAACCCGCAUGAUCAAACUGCAUGUCAGAUCUACUGUAUUAAUUUUUAAUGUCUUCCUUAAAAUACAUUCUUUCACCCACUCAACAUGUUUCAAAUUCAAAGUGAUGGAUUUGUGUGGUGUUAAAGCUGCCGUUUGGGACAGUUUUGUACUUUCACUUUCAGUUUAGAACAAAUUGUACAAUGACAAAUGGUGGAUUGCUAUCAGCACAGAGUGACACCCGAGGAGCAUUUUCUCUUGUGUCAGGAAGUUGUAGAUUAGUAUUUUUGUAAGAUUCACAAGUUGUAAACUCACAUUUUCACUUAUCGGUAAAAAAUGGCUGUGUUUAGCUGCAACAUGUAAAGAUUAGGAAUAUUUUGCUAGUUCUCUCUUUGAAUUGUAGGAAAAUCGUCAAGGCCGCGUUUUAAGGCAGGUGGUGUUUUGCUGCAUACGGGUAUACAACAAUUAAUUGUAAUCAAAUCUGCUGACUUGGUGCAUCAUUUUAAACCGAGGGGGGGGUAUUUAUGACUUUUAUUUCUAAUGUAAUCUAGUAUGUUGGUUAUUGACCACAGGAAGCCAAGGGAAUAUUUAACCUACAAGCUUGUUGUACAUAUCAGUGUUUAUGUGUGCUCAUGUGCUAUAAUGAUGACUUUUUGUUGUCGGAUAACGUGAUGUCUUUGAAAAAACAUGUAAUUUAUUUGUUUUUUGCUGCAUCAAAUAAACUCAGCAUGGCCUCUGAA
This is a messenger RNA of Entelurus aequoreus (snake pipefish), 10988 nucleotides long. It is a transcript of the gene camsap2a, whose product is annotated as calmodulin regulated spectrin-associated protein family, member 2a. The record is from RefSeq and is a predicted model, not a curated record. Gene Ontology annotation, biological process: negative regulation of microtubule depolymerization; cytoplasmic microtubule organization; neuron projection development. Gene Ontology annotation, cellular component: microtubule minus-end. Bases 414 to 4754 code for a protein of 1446 amino acids. The transcript is spliced from 19 exons. Gene Ontology annotation, molecular function: calmodulin binding; microtubule minus-end binding; spectrin binding. Lineage: Eukaryota; Metazoa; Chordata; Actinopteri; Syngnathiformes; Syngnathidae.